Octodon degus (degu) is the source of this 3672-nucleotide messenger RNA. RefSeq names its product elastin (gene Eln). The record is from RefSeq and is a predicted model, not a curated record. Lineage: Eukaryota; Metazoa; Chordata; Mammalia; Rodentia; Octodontidae. Gene Ontology annotation, molecular function: extracellular matrix structural constituent. Bases 90 to 2579 code for a protein of 829 amino acids. The transcript has 36 exons.
CCCUCCUUCCUUGCAGCGACGACCAGGCAGCAAUUACGCUUUGGGGAUAAAACGAGGCGCAGAGCACGGCCAGGGCAUUCCUCCCCGAGAUGGCUGGUCUGACGGCAGCGGCCCCGCGGCCUGGAGUGCUGCUCCCGCUUCUGCUCUGCCUCCUCCACCCCGCGCAGCCCGGAGGGGUCCCAGGGGCAGUUCCCGGUGGCAUCCCCGGAGGUGUUCUCGGAGGAGUCUAUUAUCCAGGGACUGGGCUCGGAGGCCUGGGAGGAGGAGGGCUGGGACCCGGAGGCAAACCACCCAAGCCAGGUGCUGGGCUGCUGGGGACGUUUGGGGUCGGUCCUGGUGGGCUCGCUGGCGCUGGUGCCACCCCUGGAGCAGGGAUCGGAGCCUUUCCUGCAGGCACCUACCCAGGGGCCCUGGUGCCUGGUGGAGCAGCAGGGGCUGCCGCUGCUGCUUAUAAAGCUGCCAAGGCUGGUGCCGGGCUCGGCGGUGUUGGAGGACUUGGCGUUGGUGGUGUUGGCGGCAUUGGCGGCGUUGGCGGUGUUGGUGGUGUUGGUGGACUUGGUGGCUUAGGAGUGUCUACAGGUGCCGCAGUGCCUCAGCCUGGAGUGGGAGUUGGAGCUGGAGGAAAGCCAGGGAAAGUUCCGGGUGUGGGGCUCCCAGGUGUGUACCCAGGUGGAGUGCUCCCAGGCACAGGAGCUCGCUUCCCUGGAGUGGGGGUGCUCCCUGGGGUCCCCACUGGAACCGGAGUCAAGGCCAAGACCCCAGGCGGGGGUGGAGCUUUUGCCGGAAUCCCAGGGGUUGGGCCCUUUGGGGGCCAGCAGCCUGGGGUCCCCCUGGGGUACCCCAUCAAAGCACCUAAGCUACCAGGUGGCUACGGACUGCCCUACACCAACGGCAAGCUGCCCUAUGGAGUUGCUGGUGCAGGGGGCAAAGCUGGCUACCCGACAGGGACAGGGGUUGGUUCCCAGGCAGCAGCCGCAGCAGCAAAAGCAGCGAAGUAUGGUGCUGGAGGAGCAGGAGUUAUCCCUGGCAUCGGAGGGGGAGGCAUCCCUGGCGGGGCUGGCGCCAUCCCUGGGAUUGGAGGCAUCGCAGGUGUUGGGACACCAGCGGCAGCUGCUGCUGCAAAGGCUGCUGCAAAGGCUGCCAAGUACGGGGCUGGUGGAGGCCUGGUGCCUGGUGGGCCAGGAGUUAGGGUCCCAGGCGUUGGGAUCCCAGGUGUCAGAGGCCCAGGUGUUGGGAUUCCAGGAGUUGGGAUUCCAGGUGUUGGGAUUCCAGGUGUCGGGGUCCCAGGUGUCGGGGUCCCAGGCAUUGCAGAUGGAGCAGGGCCUCUUGGGCCAGCUGCAGCUGCUAAAGCAGCGGCCAAAGCAGCUAAAUACGGUGCCCAGGCCGGAGUAGGAGUUGGGGGCAUCCCCGCCUAUGGGGCCGGGGUUGGAGCCGGGGGCUUUCCUGGCUUUGGUGUCGGACCAGGAGUCGGAGUCGGAGUUGGACCUGGAGUGGGAGUCGGACCUGGAGUCGGAGUCGGAGUUGGAGGUGUCCCUGGAGCUGGCCUUUCUCCUGCAGCCCAGGCCGCCGCCGCCGCCAAAGCUGCCAAAUACGGUGCAGCAGGAGCCGGAGGCCUGGGAGGAGUGGUGCCAGGUGCAGUGCCAGGCGCAGUGCCAGGUGCAGUGCCAGGUGUAGUGCCAGGCACCGGAGGAGUGCCAGGAGCAGGGACGCCAGCAGCUGCAGCCGCCAAAGCUGCCGCCAAAGCCGCCCAGUUUGGGUUAGGCGGUAUCGGCGGGGUUCCAGGCGGCGUCGGUGUUGGUCCUGGAGGUGUUGGCGUUGGUCCUGGUGGCCUCCUGCCUGGUGGUGUUGGCACCGGGAUUGGACCUGGUGGUAUUACAGGAGUCGGGACUCCAGCUGCAGCCAAGUCUGCUGCUAAAGCAGCCGCCAAAGCCCAGUACCGUGCUGCUGCUGGGCUGGGCGCUGGUGUCCCUGGCUUUGGAGUUGGUGCUGGGCUUCCUGGCUUCGGAGCUGGUGUUGGUAUUCCUGGUGCUGGAGCUGGUGUUGGUGUUGGUGUCCCUGGAUUUGGAGCUGGGGCUGUACCUGGCUCUCUGGCAGCAGCUAAAGCAGCCAAAUACAGGGCAGCAGGGCUCGGGGGUCUUGGUGGACCCGGGGCCCUUGGAGGACCUGGAGCUCUUGGAGGACCUGGGGUCCUGGGAGGAGCGGGUGUCCCUGGUGGUGUUGUAGGAGGUGUGCCUGCUGCCUCUGCCGCUGCCGCCAAAGCUGCUGCCAAAGCUGCCCAGUAUGGACUGGGGGGAGCCGGGGGCCUCGGAGUAGGAGGACUUGGGGUUGGUGGCCUUGGAGCCGGAGGACUGGGGGCUGGUGGCCUCGGAGGUGUGUCUCCAGCUGCUGCUGCUAAAGCAGCCAAAUAUGGUGUGGCAGCCAGACCUGGCUUUGGACUGUCCCCCAUUUACCCAGGGGGCGGUGCCGGGGGCCUGGGAGUUGGUGGGAAGCCCCCCAAGGCCUACGGAGGGGCCCUGGGAGUCCUAGGAUAUCAAGGUGGGGCCUGCCUGGGGAAAUCCUGUGGCCGGAAGAGGAAGUGAGCUUCCGGGGGGACCCCUGACUCUCGACCUCAUCUACGUUGGUGCUACUGCUUGGUGGAGAAUGUAGACCCUCUGAAACCCCACCCCACCCCCACCCCACCUGGGAGGAGACGGCAGACCUGCGGCCUUGGACACCCACAGACAGGACAAGGAAACAAGAGCGGGGUGGCCUCAGGCCCCAAAUGGGGGCCCCUCCUUCAGAGGCCAUGGCUGGGUGGGAUCGGGCCCUCCCCACUCCUCCCCACCUGGGAGCUCCCUACCCGCCAGCCUCCACCUUCGGGGAAAUUGGUGCUACACGCUGGUGCUCUCGUCUUCCUGGGGGAGGAGGAGGGAAGGGCAGCCUUGGGGAUCCCCCUCCCCAGGGCUCCUCUGAAGAUGGUGCCCACAUUUCCUGGGCAGUGCCACCUCCCCCUGCCCAUCAGGAGCCACCCCUGGCUGCAGUCCAGUUGGUACCCAAGCGCCGGAAACCUAAAGCUGGAUUCAGUCAUACUGUCUCCCUCCCCCUCCCCAUGGCUGUUCCCUACAUCCGGAACCUCUGUAGUCCCCGGAUAAAAUCCUCGGGAAGACCCCACACACACAACACUGGGAAUGGCCCCCUUGCUCUUGAGGAGCCCACCUGCCCGUCCGUCCAUCCAUCCAUCCGUCCUUCCGUUCUUGUCCCCAGUCAACUGCCCAGUUACACUAGCCGGCUGGGCACACCUGUCGUGGCAGCCUGCGCCCCGCCUCCACCCCACUGCACACCCCAAUGCUGGCCCAGGGUGUGAGAGGCUGUGUGGGCUGGGGGGACAGGACCCUGAUCCUCAGCCCCAAUCUCCCCACACGCAGUACUGUACCCCCGACCCUCCCUUGAGCCACCAUAACUACAGAGCAUGUCUCACUCCCAUCUCUUCGUGUCUCGCUGUGAUAGAUCAAUAAAUAUUUUAUUUUUUGUCCUGGAUAUUUGGGGAUUAUGUUUGAUUGUUGAUGUUCUCCUUGGGUUUUAUUUUUGUGGUUCAUUGGAAAAUUUUUUUUUCUUCUUUUUGUUGAUCUGGGGAGCUGUACCCCAGUAGAAAUUUCAUUUUAAUCACUCUGGUGUAACUCUGGAUGGAACACA